Dromiciops gliroides (monito del monte) is the source of this 4472-nucleotide messenger RNA. Its product is annotated as zinc finger protein 260-like. The record is from RefSeq and is a predicted model, not a curated record. The transcript has 7 exons. Gene Ontology annotation, biological process: regulation of transcription by RNA polymerase II. The coding region runs from base 433 to 2943 and encodes 836 amino acids. Gene Ontology annotation, cellular component: nucleus. Lineage: Eukaryota; Metazoa; Chordata; Mammalia; Microbiotheria; Microbiotheriidae. Gene Ontology annotation, molecular function: RNA polymerase II cis-regulatory region sequence-specific DNA binding; DNA-binding transcription factor activity, RNA polymerase II-specific.
CGGGCUGUGCGCAGACGCAGUUCGUUCUCUGGCCGGGGGUGAUUAUUGCCAUUUGUUCCCGGGGAAGGCCACAGGCAGGUCACUGAUUUGCAGAAAAAUGAUGUUGGUUGAGCCUGACCCUGGAGAGCAAGAACCAAUCUUAGUAGAAAUAUGUGGUCUGAGACCUUUCACUGGAGCUUCGGGCCUAAGACUGAGAUGAAGGAACAGAUCCUGGACUGCUUGUGAUAGAGGAAUUCCUGACUUAUCCUGCUUGGUGAGACAAGACUUUGCUAAACCCUGAAAAGCAAGGAGGGAAUGACUAUAGAGGAUUUCAGUGUAGUGCUAGAAUUGAAAGAACAGUUAAACUUUUCCCAUGACCUAUUCCUUGGAGACCAGAGCAUGCUGGACUAGAGUAGCUGAGGUAAUACAGAGGAAGAAAAGAAGGAGCUAGAAAUGACUUCUGCUCUAUUUUCAACUAGAUCCCAGGAAUCAGUGACAUUCAAGGAUGUGGCUGUCAACUUCACUCGGGAGGAAUGGGGGCAACUGGAUCAUUCUCAGAGAGACUUGUACAGGGAUGUAAUGUUGGAGAACUAUGGGAACCUUGUAUCCAUUGGGCUUCCAGUUUCUAAACCAGAUAUGAUCUCCCAGUUGGAGAGAGGAAAGGCACCAUGGAUGCCCGAGGAAGAAUUCCCAAGAUACACUCGUCUAGAUUACUUUAACCUGGAAACUAAGCAUGAAACUGAAUAUUCAUCUCCAAAGCAAACUAAUUGUAUAGGAGUAUCCAAAGAAAGACUCAGAAAAGAAGUCACCUGGGAUUCCAAGAUGCGAGAAAUUCGGGAAUAUGAUGUCAAAUUAGAGAGGCAAGAGAGCAUCCAGGAGAAACAAUCCAGACAAGUAACAAACACUCCCAGAAAAAUAUCUAGUGACUAUAAUACAUUGGUGGGAAGUUUCAGCCCAGGAUCAGUCUUUGUUCCACAACAGAGAGUUACUACAGGAAAAAGUCUCCUGAAAUAUAAUCGAAUCUCUUUAGGAAAGAAGCUUUCUAAGUACAAUAAAUAUAGGAAACCCUUUAGUUACCACUCAGACCUUAUUCAAUUUCGAAUAACAAAUUCUGGAGACAAAUCAUAUAUAUGUCAUGAAUGUGGGAAAGCCUUUGGCCAGAGGAGAUAUCUUAUUGAACAUCAGCGAAUUCAUACAGGACAGAAGCCCCAUAAAUGUAAUGAAUGUGGAAAAGCCUUUAUCCAGAGAGGAAACCUUACAUCUCAUCAGAGAAUUCAUACAAGAGAGAGGCCCUUUGAAUGUAAGGAAUGUGGGAAGGCUUUUAGCCAAAGGGGUCAUCUUACUGAACAUCAGAGAAUUCAUACUGGAGAGAAACCCUUUGAAUGUAAAGAAUGUGGAAAAGCCUUCAGCCAUAGGGGGCAUCUUGCUGAGCAUCAGAGAAUUCAUACUGGAGAGAAACCCUUUGCAUGUAAUGAAUGUGGGAAAGCUUUUAGCCACAGGACAUCCCUUAUUUAUCAUCAUAGAAUUCAUACUGGGGAAAAACCCUUUAAAUGUAAUGAAUGUGGGAAAGCCUUCAGUCAGAGGGGCAACCUUACUGAACAUCAGAGAAUUCAUACUAGAGAGAAACCCUUUGAAUGUAAUGAAUGUGGGAAAGCCUUUAGCCACAGGGGUCAUCUUACUACACAUCAGAGCAUUCAUACUUCAGAGAAACCAUAUCUUUGUAAUGAAUGUGGGAAAACCUUUAGCCAGCGAGGAAACCUUAUUGAACAUCAGCGAAUUCAUACUGGUGAGAAACCCUUUGAGUGCAAUGAAUGUGGGAAGACCUUUAGUAGAAGGGGAUACCUUCCUGAACAUCAGAGAAUUCAUACUGGAGAGAAACCUUUUCAGUGUACUGAAUGUGGAAAAGCCUUCAGCCACAAAGGAAGUCUUACUGAACACCAGAGAAUUCAUACUGGAGAGAAACCUUUUCAAUGUAAUGAAUGUGGUAAAACCUUCAUCAAAAACUCACGUCUAGCCCAACAUCAGAAAAUUCAUACUGGAGAGAAGCCAUUUGAGUGUACUGAAUGUGGGGCAAUGUUUAGCCAGGAAGAGAAACUUAUUGAACACCAGAGAAGGCAUGCUGGAGAGAAACCUUUUGAAUGUAAAGAAUGUGGGAAAUUCUUUAGUCGGAAGGGAUACCUUACUGAACAUCAGAGAAUUCAUGCUGGAGAGAAAUCAUUUGAAUGCAAAGAAUGUGGGAAAUUCUUUAGUCGAAAGGGUUACCUUACUGAACAUCAGCGAAUUCAUGCUGGAGAUAAAUCCUUUGAAUGUAGUGAGUGUGGAAAAGCUUUCAGCCAAAGGAAAUACCUUACUCAGCACCAGAAAAUCCAUACUGGGGAGAAACCCUUUGAAUGUAAUGAAUGUGGGAAAGCCUUUAGACAAAGGGGACAUCUCACAGCACAUCAGAGCAUUCAUACUGCAGAAAAACCCUUUGAAUGUAAUGUGUGUGGGAAAGCAUUCCGACAGAGAGGAAGCCUUACUGAACAUCAGAGAAUGCAUGCUGGAGAGAAACCAUUUGAAUGUAAUGAAUGUGGGAAAGCAUUUAGUCACAGGAGCAGUCUUACUGAACAUCAAAGAAUCCAUGCUGGAGAGAAACCCUUUGAAUGUAACAAGUGUGGGAGAGCCUUCACCCACAGGAAAUCCUUCAUUUAUCAUCAGAGACUUCAUAGUGGAGAAAAACCAUUUGAAUGUAAUGAAUGUGGGAAAGCCUUCAGUGACAACUCUUAUCUUACCUUACAUAAGAGAAUUCAUACUGGAAAGAAACCCUACAAAUGUAAUCAUUGUGAGAAAGCUUUUAGCCAGAGAGGAAACCUUACUGAACAUCAAAGAAUACAUACUGGAGAGAAACCCUUUGAAUGUACUGAAUGUGGGAAAGCCUUUACUCACAGGAAAUCCCUUAUUUAUCAUCAAAGAAUUCAUGCUUGAGUGAAACUCAUUGAGUGCAAUAACUGUGAGAAAUCUUUUAGCCACAGCAGAUAACCUUAAUGCGAAAGCUUUUUGAAAGUAACGAGUGUGCAAAUCCCUUAUCUAAAAGGGAAGCUUAAUGAACAUCAGAGGAUUUAUCCGGUAAUCAUGGUGAUUCCUGAGAUAUCAGAAACUUUGUAUUGAAAAACUAUACAUAAGCAAUGCAUGUGGGAAACCUUCAGUAGUAACUGAAGACUUAGCAUCAGUUAACUCUAAUUAAAGGAAAACCUUAUGAAUGUAUUUACUAUGAAAAAUUUUAGAGUAGUUUAUCCCUCCUCAGAUGCUAGAGACUCCAUACAAUAUUAUUAGUAGAAUUGUGGUGCAUAGUGUAGAGUACUGGAUUUCGAGAUAGGAAAACCUGAAUUCCAGUCAUGCCUCAGACAGUUACUAGCUGUGGGACUCUGAGCAAGACACUUAACUGCUCUCAGCCUCAGUUUCCUCAUCUGUAAAGCAAGGAUAAAUGAUAGCACCUACCUCACAAGAUUGUUGUGAGGAUCAAAUGAGAUCAAAUAAGAUAGUAUGUAAAGUGUUUUGCAAACCUUAAAGCAUUAUAUAAAUGCUAGCUGUAUGUAAUAAUGUGGGCAAUGUAUAAUGGAGCCCUGUCUUUUUUUUUUUUAAAUACAGAGAGUUGUUGCUUUCCAUCAGUGUGAUUAUGUAAAUUUGACUCCCUUUGGGUGGGCAGCAGGUCACCACCCCUAACCCCAGUGCAGGGGUCCUCUCCUCUAGGCACUGAAGCUCCUCCAGCUACAGGCACUGCAAGCACUAAAAAAAGUAGGUUGGGCUGCUAGGCCAUAAUCCCAGGAAGAGGGAGAGGUCUUUAGAAAGGUCCACUUAUGGUAAGUGACAACCGUCUAUAUUGGAGAGUCAAGAUGUCAGAGUAUAUCAUCAUCUCUUAUGUACUUAAAUGCUUUGAGGGAGAAAAAUUAAAUCUUAUUACUUCCCUUCCUUCUUAUAAAACAUACUGACUGCCAUCUGAUGGCUGAAUUACAUGAGUUAAUGCAGCCAGUGUUUAGAUGCAGAAAUAGCCUCUGAAGUACAAUAUAUUUUUAAACUGUUCAGUAAAGUCACUAAAAUGUCACAUAAUUACUUAUCUAUAUCUUUUAUAUACUUUAAAAAUAUUCUAGUUAUAGUAAAGACAUUAUCAUAAAGCAUAUUACAUCAGAAAAGAGUACUGGUGUUAGAGGAGUUGGACUCAAACCCCUCUGACACUCCCUCUCUGCCACUGGGCAAUUCACAACCUCCCUGAGUAACACUUUUGGUUUGUUUUUUCAUCCAUAAUCUGAGGGGGUGGGACUAGAUGGUCUCUAAGAUCCCUUCCUACUCUGGCUCUAUGAUGGUCGUAAACUGUUAUUUUAGAGUUUUCUCAAUAAAAAAUAUGUAAGUUUACACUAUCAAGCUAACAACAAAAUUGCCCUCUUUGCUUUCAUUUGCCCUUCGCGAUUCUUUCUUUUGCAUGAUUUACCACUGUAGCCCCUUCUGCUAUUUUAAUG